AUGCAGCCCAUCAAUCGUCCCCGAAAGGCUUGCGAUCUUUGCUACACGCGAAAGAUUAAAUGCGACGGACAACAGCCGCAAUGCUCAAACUGUGUCAAUUACAAAACUGCCUGUACCCAUGCUGCCCGAAGUAGGAAGUGGAAGCCUAAAGCGCAGCAAAAUGCCCAACGUUCAGAAGCAGAAGAAAUUCGAAGCUUGCAGGCACAGAUGAAGCAAUUGCAGGUGGAGCUAGCUGGCUAUCGGGAGCAAGACAAAACACUUGUGACCCCGACAUCAUCGCAGGAUAUGCUUGUCAGCGACGAGUUUAUAGAUGCCGAGAACUCUACCAACAGCAUGAAGCUUCCUCCACUGCAACAGACCAUGCACAUGACCGGAAUCUUCCUCAAUACUUUCAACUCAAUGAUGCCACUUUUUAAUCCUGACUCUCUUCUACGCCUCAUCGGAGAAACAUACGCCGUCCAACCACGACAGCGUAAUCCUGUCUCAUGGACUGCCAUUAACGUUGUAUUAGCUCUAGCGUGUCAUCAGAUGCCUGAUGACAGUGAGAUGAGCCCUGAGUAUGGCACAGCAAACGACUACAUAAAGAAAGCUCAAUCGGUCAUUUGGACUGUAACGCUAGGCGAAACUGGAAUACUCAAUAUCCAGACACUGAUUGGCAUGGCCAUGUUGCUACAAACAGCCAACGACACAACGCCAGCCUUGGUUAUUAUAUCAGCAGCUAUGCGCCUCAUUCAUAAAAUGGGAUUGCACAACCGCAUCUCUACAGAACAUCUGAGUCUCAUCGAGCAGAGGCAACAUGCUUACGUCUUCUGGUUAGCCUACAUAGUGGAUAAGGACCUGAGCUUGCGAGCACAACAACCUUCAGUACAGCUCGACGACGAUAUCGACCUCGACCUACCGAUGGAACUGCCAGGCGUUUGUAACGGCGAUUCUGAAGCAGGCAUUGUUACGACAGUUGACGGAAAUACGAGGCUGAACUAUCUCCUUGCUCGAAUACAACUCGCCAAUAUCCAAGGCAACGUAUACGAUCACCUAUACUCCACGCGCGCAUCAAAACGAACACCAGAAGAAAGGAAGAUAUCGAGGAAAAGAAUCGUCAAAGCUCUUGAUGAGUGGAAAGUAUCGAUUCCCUCAGACUUCAACGGGGCCAACGUGGUUACCACUACAAGCAACAAUCCUUCAGCCGCAGCCUUUUUCUGCAUACUUCAUACACGAAGCCUGUUGUGUCUGAGUCUGAUCACUAGAUCCCACGCUUGGGAUGAACAAUGGGUCGGUAGUAUACGCGCAUAUGGAAGAGGGACGCAAGCGCUACAACUACCCAAGGCUGAUACCUACAGGUUUGCCGCAUGUACAUAUAUCUCAGCGAUGGUCUUACUGACAGCAAACAAUCUGAGUGACUCUCAGCAUGUGGACUUUACGCAGGAUACUGAUCGCAUUGAAAGAGCACUUGCGUGGUGCCAGGAUCACUUCAAAGAUAAGCCAUGCAAGAUGUCUGCUAUGCUUGGAGACGUUUGCACUGAAGCUGUGGAAGAAAUGAAGCAGAGGCGCACGAACAAUGUGGCUGCGGCUGUUGAGGAUAUCUGGUUUACAGGGUUUAUUGGCGACAGAGGGGCGAUUUGGUAA
Fusarium graminearum PH-1 is the source of this 1623-nucleotide messenger RNA. RefSeq lists its product as uncharacterized. NCBI's taxonomy places the organism in Eukaryota, Fungi, Ascomycota, Sordariomycetes, Hypocreales, Nectriaceae. The coding region runs from base 1 to 1623 and encodes 540 amino acids. The record is from RefSeq and is a predicted model, not a curated record. Gene Ontology annotation, molecular function: DNA-binding transcription factor activity, RNA polymerase II-specific; zinc ion binding; DNA binding. The transcript has 4 exons. Gene Ontology annotation, biological process: regulation of DNA-templated transcription; DNA-templated transcription.